Molecule: messenger RNA, 724 nt
Organism: Arabidopsis arenosa
Lineage: Eukaryota; Viridiplantae; Streptophyta; Magnoliopsida; Brassicales; Brassicaceae
Source: the annotation of a GenBank genome assembly
GAUAACGUCGGAGAGAUAAUUUCGUGGCGUAAUGUCGGCGGAGGACGAGAAGUUAUUGAAGGAGGCGAAGAAACUUCCAUGGGAGGAUCGGCUUGGGCAUAAGAAUUGGAAAGUUAGGAACGAGGCUAACGUCGAUUUAGCUUCUGUUUUCGAUUCGAUUACUGAUCCUAAGACCCCUCGUCUUCGCGAUUUUGGUCACUUGUUUAGGAAGACGGUGGCGGAUUCUAAUGCGCCGGUGCAAGAGAAAGCGCUUGAUGGCAUUGAUUGCGUUUUUGCGAGCAGCCGAUUCAGAUGCUGGAAGGAAGUUUGCGAUGCUAUUGCUGCUAAAUGUCUCACGGUCGGAAGAAUACUGUCGAUAAGGCGCAAGCUGCUUUCUUACUUGGGUAGAAUUAGAGGCCGUCGAUGUUUUUUCUGGCGAGCUGACAUAUAAAUGAAAGUGCUUUAUAACCCAGAAUGCAACCAUAUACUGAUCUUAGAAGGAGUGACGGUAAAAUAUAGCUUGUGGCUCUUUGCCCAGUUCUGUGUUAUGCUAGGUAUCUAAUGUGAUAUAGGAAAAGACAAUUUAAAUAACGAUGAACUGACAUAUGUCCUGAGCAUCUGUGUUUAAGGUUAAGAAUGGAAUCUUCUGUGGUCUGUUCCAGUUAAUCAACCUCUCAGUUUUGAGUUGUUGUCACCGUGUCUUGAUCUGUUGGACUUCUGCUAUGAAUAAUACUUAUUUCUGAAG